AUGAAUAUCGCAUCCUCGGUGUGGCAAAAGUGCUGGAUAAUGUACGGCGACAGCGGCUGGCGCUGCAGCACGGCGAAGAUUUCCUUGCUCGUGGGCCCUGUAGUCGCUUCGGCCGGGACGGCUUUUUUUCACGGCAACGGCAUCGCUGAGCUUGAAGACGAAUCCGGUGCUUCCCAGGCUGAGCAGCUGAGCUCGCUGCCAAAGCUCGAGGCAGACGGGAAGAGGAGCGACUCCACGGUCGUGAUCCAGGAGGCCACGGCCUUUAGGGACGCUGUCAAGUAA
This is a messenger RNA of Ustilaginoidea virens, 282 nucleotides long. RefSeq lists its product as uncharacterized. The transcript is spliced from 2 exons. The record is from RefSeq and is a predicted model, not a curated record. Bases 1 to 282 code for a protein of 93 amino acids. Lineage: Eukaryota; Fungi; Ascomycota; Sordariomycetes; Hypocreales; Clavicipitaceae.